Messenger RNA from Danio aesculapii, 2170 nucleotides. It is a transcript of the gene trim35-7, whose product is annotated as tripartite motif containing 35-7. The record is from RefSeq and is a predicted model, not a curated record. Gene Ontology annotation, molecular function: protein binding; zinc ion binding. The coding region runs from base 1 to 1383 and encodes 460 amino acids. Lineage: Eukaryota; Metazoa; Chordata; Actinopteri; Cypriniformes; Danionidae. The transcript has 6 exons.
AUGGACACUGAAACAGCGAAGAUGUCUUCGCUCUCUGAAGAGGAUUUAUCUUGUCCUGUGUGUCGUGAAAUCUUCAAGGAUCCUGUUAUAUUAUCCUGCAGUCACAGUUUCUGUAGAGAGUGUCUUCAGCACUUCUGGAGGACUAAGGGCACUGAGCAGUGUGCUGUCUGCAGGAGAAUAUCAGUUUACAAGCCGCUGUGUAAUCUAGUGCUGAAAAACGUGUGCGAGUCGUUUUUAAAGGAAAGAAAAGAGAAAUCAGAGGAGAUCUGCAGUUUACAUAAUAAAAAGCUCAAGCUCUUCUGUCUGGAGGACAAACAGCCUGUGUGUUUAGUGUGUAUAACCUCACACCAACACGACCAGCACACAUUCAGACCCAUCGGUGAACUGGUUCAAGCCUAUAAGGAUAUCGAUACAGCAAUGAAGUCCUUAAAGGGGAGACUUAAACAAUACAACAACAGUAAAGAAGAGUUUGAGAAAACCAUUCAGCACAUCACGGCUCAAACGAAGCACACCGAGAUUCAGAUUAAACUCCAGUUUGGGAAGCUUCAUCAGUUUCUCCGCGAUGAAGAAGCUGCUACAAUCACUGCACUGAAGGAGGAAGAGGAGCAGAGUAAGCAUAUGAUGAAGAGGAAACUGAAUGAGGUGAACACGCGCAUCUAUGAAACUUCACACACGAUCAAGCGCACAGAGGUGAUGCUGAAAAACAAUGACAUCUGCUUCAUAAAGGAUUUUCUAGUCUCAAUGGAAAGGUUCCAGUCUUUGUUUCCAGAUCCACAUAUCCCUUCUGGAGCUUUGAUUCAUGUGUCUCAGUACUUGGGAAACCUGCAGUACAGAGUGUGGAAGAAGAUGCAGGACAUCGUCCACUACACUCCUGUGAUUCUGGACCCAAACACUGCUCAUCCACAUCUCAUCCUGUCUGAUGAUCUGACCAGCGUCAGAGAGAGCGAGGACAAACGUCAGUUUCCUAAUAAUCCUGAGAGAUUUGACAGUUUUCCGUGUGUGUUGGGCUCAGAGGGAUUUAGAUCAGGGAAGCACAGCUGGGUUGUGGAGGUGAGCUACAGUUUUUACUGGAAUCUGGGAGUGACGACAGCAUCGAACCAAAGGAAGGGCCGUGAUUUCUAUGACACUGAUGUCUGGAGCGUGGAGUAUUAUGAGAAUCCUCCACAGGAUUCACUGAACUCCAGUGUGUCCACUUGUUUUACGGUCACGCAGAAGCUGCAGUGUGUGAAGGUUGAACUGGACUGUGAUGCAGGAACUGUGAGUUUCUCUGAUCCUGCAACAAACACACAUCUACACACAUUCACAGCCACUUUCAGUGACACUGUCUUUCCCUUCUUCUGGGGUUUUUCUUAUCAGAAGAUCUUGCCGAUCAAUAAGCAGUAAAUGUUAAAGCUGUAGCCUGGGCACGGUUGCAUUAAAAGCCUUAAGUAUUUUUGACUUACGGGUAUCCCUGAGAAACGAAAAAAUCCCUGAGGUAAGGGGUUUCAUUAAAGGAAAAUAAUACACUUUUGUUGGAAUUAAGCUAUUUUUAAGAGUAACGCAGGUGAGUUUCACCACCUUUUAAAUCCAUUCAGCUGAACUCUGGCAGGAGCACUGUUAGCUUAGCUUAGCAUAGUUCAUUGAAUCAGAUUAGACCAUUAGCAUCUCAUUCAAAAGUGACCCAAAAGUUUCUAUAGUUUUCCUAUUUAAAGCCUGACUCUUCUGUAGUAACAUUUUAUAUUGACACCAAAGGAAAAUAAACACUUGCUCACAUCGUAGGACUGAUAUGACUAGGAACUACAGUAGACAACAUUCGAAGUGAAUCAAAAAUGCUUUUCAAAAUUGUCCCAAGACAAGAGUGGGUGUUGUUCAAUCAUUUUAGGACAACUUUGAUCUAAGAUGAUCCACUUCAAAUGUUGACUACUGUGUACUCUCAUUCUGGCUUAAUAAUCAAGAAACUUUACCUUACGUACCAUCUCCGACACUUACACAUAGGGUUGCGACUAUACUGGAAUUCAGCACCAUCCAUACUGAACUUUUAAAAACAUCUAUUUCCCGCUAACAUUUCAGCGCUGUUGAGCUGCUAGUUGUAAUAUGAGUAAUAUCAUUGCUCCUCCUUCAGUCAUGGUAUGUCAGUAAAGGUCAUUGAUAUUACACUUGAAUGAGAGUAUAGUUAUUUUUGAGUAAGAUG